GCUUCAGCUUCAAUUCCAACAGCCUACUACACUCCAGAACUCCCACACUGAUCUACUCGGCACCGAACAGCAGCCAGUCCCGAGCUAACCAUGUCAUCAUCCGACUCGAACCUUCCAGACUUCGAGCAUUUUCUCUCCGACUCGAGCACAGAUAGCUCCUCGAGCCACAGCUUCCCAACGGCUGUCAUCGUGCUGCUUCCCCUUAUAACCGGCGUUGUCUUGAUGGCUGGGAUCUGGUGCUUUGCCGUGAAACGUGGAGCCCGGAACCGGGCUCGGACUCUAGCGAAGGAGCAGGAGCAGGAGCAGCAGUCCAAUCCUCAUGGCAGUGGAGCUGGAGCUGGAGAGACGCUGAUUCAUAUGCAGCAGAUUCCACCUGUUGUAGUUAGGCCCGGGGAACGGCAUGGGGUUGGUGAUGGGGUUAGGAAUGAGGUUGAGGAUGCGCCGCCUCCUUACUCGGUGGCGGUGCAAUCGGCGGACAGGAGCAGAUAA
Molecule: messenger RNA, 489 nt
Organism: Aspergillus nidulans FGSC A4
Lineage: Eukaryota; Fungi; Ascomycota; Eurotiomycetes; Eurotiales; Aspergillaceae
Exons: 1
Coding region: 91-489 (132 amino acids)
Source: RefSeq, a predicted model, not a curated record